AUGGCAGCGCAAGCAGCUGAGGGUGUCGCCAACCUCUCACUGGCCGAGGCAAACGGCAACCCAACCACCAAGCAAAACGGAGCCGACCCCGCCGCACCCGAAGAUCACGAAGACUCGGACGACGACGCCGAUGAGGGAGACAACGCUGGUGCCCAGGACGCAGGAGCCGAGGGCGCCGCAAAGAAGAAGAAGAAGCGCAAGCCGCGCAAGAAGAAGAAGGCAGGAGCCGCCGGCGCAACCUCCAACGGCGGUCCCAAGGUCCAAUCCUCCCCACCCCGCGUCCCCGUCCACGAACUCUUCCCCAACGACACAUACCCGGAGGGCGAGAUCUCCGAGUACCUCAACGAGAAUGCCUUCCGUACCACCAACGAGGAGAAGAGGCAUCUCGACCGCAUGAACAACGAUUUCCUGACCGACUACCGCCGCGGCGCAGAGGUGCAUCGCCAGGUCCGACAGUGGGCACAGGGAUGGAUCAAGCCGGGCAUGUCGCUGACGGAGAUCGCGGAGGGUAUCGAGGACUCGGUGCGCGCCUUGACGGGCCACCAGGGUCUGGAGGAGGGCGAUGCUUUGAAGGGCGGCAUGGGUUUCCCCACGGGUCUCAGCAUCAACCACUGCGCGGCGCAUUACACUCCCAACGCCGGCAACAAGAUGGUCCUCAACUACGAGGACGUCAUGAAGGUCGAUUUCGGUGUACACAUCAACGGCCGCAUUGUCGACUCUGCUUUCACCCUCACCUUCGACCCUGUCUACGACAACCUCGUCAAUGCCUGCAAGGACGCCACCAACGCUGGCGUGAAGGAGGCUGGUAUCGACGUGAGGAUGAGCGACAUCGGUGCUGCCAUCCAGGAGGUCAUGGAGAGCUACGAGGUCGAGAUCAAGGGCCAGACCUUCCCCGUCAAGUGUAUCCGCAACUUGAACGGCCACAGCAUCGGACACUACUGCAUCCACGGCGGCAAGACGGUGCCCAUCGUCAAGGGAGGCGACCAGACCAAGAUGGAGGAGGGUGAGACCUUCGCUAUUGAGACAUUCGGUUCUACCGGUAAAGGUUACGUCCGAGACGAUAUGGAAACAUCCCACUACGCCAAGCGCGAAGACGCUCCCAAGGUCGCCCUGCGCGUCUCCUCCGCAAAGACCCUCCUCAACUCCAUCACCAAGAACUUCGGUACACUCCCCUGGUGCCGACGAUACCUCGACCGUCUCGGCCACGAGAAGUACCUCCUCGGCCUCAACAACCUCGUCUCCGCCGGUAUCGUCGAGGCCUACCCCCCGCUCGUCGACAUCAAGGGCUCGUACACCGCACAGAGCGAGCACGUAAGUUUUGACUUUCCCCACCGUAUCCCAUGCGGGCAUGUGUGUUGA
Aaosphaeria arxii CBS 175.79 is the source of this 1359-nucleotide messenger RNA. RefSeq names its product methionine aminopeptidase 2-like protein. The transcript is spliced from 3 exons. Gene Ontology annotation, molecular function: metalloaminopeptidase activity. Gene Ontology annotation, biological process: proteolysis. The record is from RefSeq and is a predicted model, not a curated record. Lineage: Eukaryota; Fungi; Ascomycota; Dothideomycetes; Pleosporales. Bases 1 to 1359 code for a protein of 452 amino acids.